Molecule: messenger RNA, 534 nt
Organism: Eimeria mitis
Lineage: Eukaryota; Apicomplexa; Conoidasida; Eucoccidiorida; Eimeriidae
Exons: 4
Coding region: 1-534 (177 amino acids)
Source: RefSeq, a predicted model, not a curated record
AUGCGUUAUCAGCAGCAGCAGCAGCAGCAGCAGCAACAGCAGCAGCAGCAGCAACAGCAACAGCAGCAGCAGCAGCACCGUAUUCUGCUGCUGGCGGCCAUCUGUAGGUCUCCUGCUGCAGCAAUGGAGGGGGAUGCAGCAGCAGCAGCACCAGCAGCAGCAGCAGCAGCAGCAGCAGCACCAGCAGCAACUGCAGCAGCACCCGCACCUGCUGCUGCAGAUGGUGCAGCAGCAGCAGCAACAGAGGGGCCCCUGGGCCCCCCCUCUGACAACCCCUUAACAUCUCUUGCUGCUAAAUACCACGUACCCGUCGAGUUGCUGCAGGACCUGCAGCAGCAGCUGCAGCAGCAGCAGCAGCAGCAGCAGCAGCAACAGCAGCAGCAGCAGCAGCAGCAGCAAGAUGUAUCCCCAGUGUCUGGCCAGCAACAGCACCAACAGCAGCAGCAACAGCAGCAGCAGCAGCAGCAGCAGCAGCACGAGGAGUGGGCCCAGUGGUUGCUGCUGCAUACACCCGGCUGUAUAUACACCUCAUGA